Messenger RNA from Acanthamoeba castellanii str. Neff, 1737 nucleotides. Its product is annotated as ribosome biogenesis GTPase YqeH, putative. Gene Ontology annotation, molecular function: GTP binding. Bases 1 to 1737 code for a protein of 578 amino acids. The transcript is spliced from 10 exons. Lineage: Eukaryota; Discosea; Longamoebia; Acanthamoebidae. The record is from RefSeq and is a predicted model, not a curated record.
AUGGCGAGCAAGAAGCAGAAAGACCACAAGUGCCCCGGGUGCGGCGCCACGCUACAGAGCGACGACCCGCACUCCAUCGGCUACAAACCUCCGCAAGUGCUGAAGCAAGAGGAGCGGGGCUUGGCUCCGGUGUGCCAGCGUUGCCACAGCCUGCGGCACCACGGCAUCGUUACUCCGCUCAAGGUCCCGUACGAGGAGGUCAAGGAGCACCUCAAGCUCAUCUCCGACCAGUCCUGCCUGGUGGUCAAGAUCGUGGACAUCUUCGAUUUCAGCGGCAGCUUCAUCAACGACUUUCGCGGGAUCACCGGCAACAACCCCGUCGUCCUUGUCGGCAACAAGUUGGAUCUGCUGCCGGUCGGAGCGAAGCCGGAGAGGAUUCAGAUCUGGCUCAAGCGGCUGGCGACGGAGAUGGGCCUCAAGAACGUGCGAUCCGUGCAUCUGAUCUCGGCUAAGUCGGGCGAGGGCGUGCACUCGUUGUCUCGGAAAAUAGAGCAGCUGCGCAAGGAGCGGGACGUCUACGUGGUCGGUUGCACCAACGUGGGCAAAAGCACGCUCAUCAACCGACUCAUUUCCAUCAACACCAAGGGUACCUACAAUUCACUCACGGUCCACAUUGUACAAGGCCCGAAGAAGAGGAAUCUGAUCACCACGUCCAUCGUGCCUGGCACUACGCUCAACCUCAUCUCUUUCCCUCUCGGCGGCAAGAAGGCUUUCAAAAUGGGCAAGCGGGCCUUCCUCUACGACACGCCGGGCGUGAUCAACAAGCACCAGAUGGCCAACCUGCUCAAUAUGGAGGAGCUGAGCAUCACGCUGCCCAAGCGCCGAAUCCAGCCCGUCACCUAUCGCCUCGUGCCCGGCAAGGCGCUCUUCUUCGGCGGGCUGGGCCGGCUGGACUACGUCGAUGGACCCGGCCCGCUCUAUCUCACGCUCUUCCUCUCCAAGGAGCUGAAGGUGCACCCGACGUCCAUCGCCAAGGCCGACGACGUCAUGUCCAAGCACGCGGGCACCUUGCUCGUGCCCCCGCUCGGCGAAGAGCGGGCCAAGCAGCUGCCCGAGUUCAUCGCCAAGGACAUCCACAUCGAAGCCGAUGAGGAGCGUGGAGGACUCAAGAAGUCGUUCGCCGACAUCGUGUUCUCGGGGCUCGGCUGGACCUCGCUCGUGACGCCCACCUUCGACCGGGACAUCCACCUCCGCUCCCUGUCGCCCGAGGGCGUUGGCAUCUUCCUGCGAGAGCCCCUGAUGCCGUUCGAGAUCGAGAAGAGAAAGCAGACGCCGGGAGGCAUCAAGAAGCACGGCAAGGUGCCCAAGCCCGGCACGCAACCGCGCACCCGCGACGACUUUGGCGAACAAGCCGAAGAGGAAAUGCGACGCACUGCCGGGAGUGGUCGGCCGACACCAACGAAAACGGAAGAAGAAGACUACGACGACGACGACGACUUCGAGGACGCAUUCGCGGAUGGCGAUGAUGACGAAGACGACUCGAUCGACGAGGUGCACGGUGUCACCGACGCCCAGGGUGCGCAGAAGACGACGAAAGGUGGUCAGCAGCAACAGCAGCAACAGCAGGGGGAGAAGAAGAAGAGGAUGUCGGAGCGAAGAAAGCGGAGGCAGGCCUUCCUUGCCCGCAACCGCAACCCGGCCUGGCGAUCCGCCAUCCGCCUCCGCAAGGGCAAAGGCAAAGACAAGGGCGCCCAGCCCCUCGGCGGACCCGACUCCCCGCUCCAGCCGCUCUCCUAA